ACCGCCGAGCCCCGCCGCCGCCUGCCUGCCGCCGCCCCGGGUUUGGGCCCCGACCAUGAAGAUCCAGCUGCUGGUCUCCACGGGAAUCCUGCUGGUCGCCCUCCUGCCCUGCCAGGAGUGCAGAGCUCUCAGUAAGAGCCCGGUAGCCGCUCACGGGGCUCUGCACCAGCCAGAUUUCUUCCAGCAGCAGCAGCAGCAGCAGCAAACUCUGCCCGUCCUGCUCCGCAUGGGAGAAGAGUACUUCCUGCGCCUGGGCAACCUCAGCAAGAGACCCGUUGGCUCUUUACCCGCCUCUUCCAGCAGCACCAGCAACCUACCGCCCGAAGCCGCCGCCGCCAACUUUUUCCGAGCAGCGGUGCAACAGCUGCAGCAGCUGCCCGAGCGCUCGCUGGAGAGCCCCGAGGAGGGCGAAGUCGAGGGAGAGGCCGUGGAGAGGGAGAAGCGCUCCGAGGAGCCCCCGAUUUCUCUGGAUCUGACUUUCCACCUCCUGCGAGAAGUCUUGGAGAUGGCCCGCGCCGAGCAGCUGGCGCAGCAAGCCCACAGCAACAGGAAACUGAUGGAGAUAAUCGGGAAGUGAAGCGGCCCCUCCCCGCCUUGCCAAAGAGAUUCCGCAGUUAGCACAAGAAUAAUUACACAGUCCGAUGUACCAUAGUGCUGCUCUGAUGUCAUCUCUUUAUUUUUAUAUAGCUUUAAACCUAGAAGGGUGUACUCCGAACAGCCUCUGUCCCUUGACUAGCAUGCACAACCGUGUACCAAGUGCAGAAACACGAGUGUCGUUUGUAACCUCCCCUACCUUUAUUUAUUUCUCCAUUUCCCAGUUAUUC
Molecule: messenger RNA, 824 nt
Organism: Rhea pennata
Lineage: Eukaryota; Metazoa; Chordata; Aves; Rheiformes; Rheidae
Gene: CRH
Product: corticotropin releasing hormone
Exons: 2
Coding region: 56-577 (173 amino acids)
Biological process (GO): negative regulation of epinephrine secretion; negative regulation of glucagon secretion; positive regulation of cortisol secretion
Cellular component (GO): extracellular region
Molecular function (GO): corticotropin-releasing hormone activity
Source: RefSeq, a predicted model, not a curated record